UGACAUGUCAUGCAGCACCUGAAGGCAACGGGGAAGGCGCGUUCCACGGACCUCUCGUGGAUCUGACAGUUGCACAUAGCGGAACGUUUAUCGCAUCCAGGCUCAGACGAACGGCAGGAGCCCUCCGGUUCUUUUUAUCCGAUACGGUUCAACUGAAAACGGGAUUUCUUAUUUUAAAACGACUCAAGUUGUUGUCAGAUUUUUUCUACCGUUUGCAAAUGCUUCAAGGGUUCACCUUUGAGUGCCGCUCUGCCAUGAUGUACGGGUUAGCUCGCUAACGUUAGCCGGGGAGCUAGCAUCCACAGUUCGGAGAAAGUAACGGAGUACGCGUUUCUUCGACUACGUGGGAGUCGUCAGAGGGAAUUAAAACAUGGAGAAAAUGAAAGAGCUAUGCCACUGCCUCCAGGACCCUCACCUUGUCGCCCGCUUUCAGAACAUUUGCGGGGUACGGGGCACGUUUACGACCACCGGCAGCAGCAAGGUAGCGGACCGGGCUCACUCGCACAACAACGGCGCUUGUCAUCAUCGCGUCGCCGGAGAGGAUGACCGUGAAAACUUGUCCAAUGUAGGAGCUGGGGAAGGAGAGAAAAUGCAAACGGCGUCAGCGAAGCUUCGGAGAAGGAUUGCGGACUCUAACGUUGCUAAUAACUUUAAAGAUGAAGGUGAAACCCCGUCACAGAACGGGACAGCGGUGUCUGCGGCGACCGCCGGGGGAGAGAGGGUUGGUGUGGGCAGCAGCCUCGCGGGACCGGGCGUCCGCAGCGGGUCCGCGCAAGAUUUAUCCCGGGCAGCCGAUUGUGAGGAGAGCCAGGUCGGAGGAGUCUUGGGUCCCCCACGGAGCAGCAAGGUAAAGCCACUCCGCAAGAAUUCUCUAACGGGCGACGACGGGCAGGAGUUCCUGAUCGACAACCGCUUCUUGUACUAUCUCUUCACUUUCGGAACCGAGCUGGGAAACGAGACUUUCUACAUCACUUUCUUCCCAUUCAUAACGUGGAACGUGGACGCCUUCGUCAGCAGGCGACUGAUCAUGGUGUGGGUCUGGGUCAUGUACCUGGGACAGUGUACCAAGGAUGUGCUCGGCUGGUCCCGACCGGCCUCACCGCCUGUGGUCAAAGUGGAGGUGUUUUACAACUCCGAGUACAGCAUGCCGUCCACGCACGCCAUGUCCGGCACAGCCAUCCCCUUCGCCCUGUACUUCAUGACCUACGGCCGUUGGGAGUACCCAUCCACACUGGGAUUCAUCUUGGCUCUCUGCUGGUGUCUGCUGGUUUGUUCCAGCCGAAUCUACAUGGGAAUGCAUUCGGUGCUGGACGUCAUCGCUGGGUUUCUGUACAGCAUCCUCAUCCUGUGCUUCUUCCUGCCGAUACUGGACCUGAUCGAUGGCUUCAAUUUGACCUGCCGCUACGCUCCAAUCAUCAUCAUCUCCCUCCACCUGGGCCUGGGCCUCUUCUCCUUCACCCUGGACACCUGGAGCACCUCUCGCGGUGACACCGCUCAGAUCCUGGGCACUGGUGCCGGCAUUGCCUUGGCUUCCCAUGUCAACUACUGCCUGGGUCUGAUGCCCGACUUUACACCAGACCAGCUUCCCCUCAGCAUGCCUGCACUUAGCCCCAGCCUGGUGGCUGUUGUAAUGCUGCGGCUCGUUGUGGGAGUGCUGGUGCUGUUGGCCACGCGGGCGCUGAUGAAGGCCAUCACCAUCCCACUGGUGUGCAGAGCGUGUAGAGUGCCCACUGAUGACCUGAGGAAGGCCCGACAGCACAUGGAGGUGGAGCUGCCUUACCGCUACAUCGUCUACGGGACAGUGGGCUUCAACGUGAUCUUCCUGGUCCCGCUGCUCUUCAGCUACAUGCAGCUCUCCUGAUUGGAUGUUACUUGAGUGUGUGGCCAGUCAAAGUGAAGUAAAAACCUAAAUGCUGUCAUCAGAUCAGUUUUGCUGCUUGUUUUCAUCCACAGCCUAAUCCCUAGCUGGAGGUUGCUGGGUUUGGGACUGAUGAAGGUACAUUAAAGCCUAAUUGCUGAUCUGGAUGCAGAGUUUUUAUCAGAUUUUUUGUUUUUGUUGUCUCAGGUUACAUUUAAAGACGGGUGAAUCCUGAGCAAUGGAAAAUCUGCUAAAAUGGGCUUAGACUGUUAUCAGUUCACUAGCGAUAUCUCUUUGUUCUUUAGAUUUAUUUAAGAGUAAAAUCCAGUCAGAUGAUGCUUUGACACUCUCAGAGCUGGAAAGUCACUCCUCAAAUUCAAAAAAGCAUUUCAACAGUGGCCUCUAGAAGACUAAAAAUGCAGGUCAUGACCACUAAUAGAUGAUGUGCAUUAGUGUUUGCAUUGUUAUGACUGAUGUUAUUAUUAAGAGCUCAGGCAAAGAACCAUAGAAGUAUUUUUUUUAGGAAAACUUAAAUUAUUCCAACAACUCAAGUGAAUGAUAAAUCUUCAAACGCCUGACAGAAAAUGUUGAAAAUAAAAAGACGUAGUAAGUCUCACUAACAGUCUGAAAGCCAAAGAUAUCCAGGCACGUGAUGAAUAAAUAAAUAAAUAAAAAAAAAAAAAAAAUAGAAAGCCUUCUUUUAGUCGGAUGUCCAGAUGGAUCAAUGGCAGAAUGAGUUUGGGUUGUAAAUUAAGUGCUUAGUUUAACUAGUUUAAAGAAUGUUGUAGUUUGAGUUCAGUGUCACUGUUGAAACUUUGUGUGGUUCUUUGUCUAGUAGCCUCUUAAUGUUUCUGUUUGAUUAUACUCUCCUUUUUCUCAAUUCUUAAAGCAAUAAGAGACCUUUCAUUUUAUGAUUCUUGUGUUCCUGUACUGGAUCGGAGGAACAAUUAGUCUUUAACCUCUGAACCCCCUGCCUGCGGAGAGGAAACCAGUUUGAUUAAAAUUUUUGAUUUGUUGUUACGUCUCUGAUGUCUGAGAAUUCAGCCACAUUGUUUUUUCAGGAGGUUAGAUUGUGUUUUCUUAAAGGGCUUUCCCCACUAUUUGAGUUCUGAGUUUGACUGCUAUUCCUGCAACCCGAUGGGAGAAAAAAGAAAUACCAGGCACAUACUGUACGAUGCAAAAGGAAAGGAGAAUGCAUCGCUUUGUUUGGGAAAUGUACAGAAAGGGUUUUAAUGGUUUUAUUUUGUUCUCUAAGAAUGACUGGAGUCUGUGCACUCAGCUCAGCCUGUUUUUUUAAUUUUUAUUUUUAAACACUGUAAACUUGCUUCCUAUUAGAGAUGUCGGCUCACAUCCACUUCCUGUUCUUAGCUGAGGGUCUUUUGCUGAUGUCAGGUGGGAGAAGGUGGUGGAGAUAAACCGUCCAGAGGGAAGACAGAAUGAAAGUUUUCUCAUGUUUCUAAAAUUGAAACUCCAUCGACAACUUUUUUGUGCACAACAGGCGCAUUCUAAAAAUAUUAGAAAGUAUUCGACUACAAGUGCAACAUUAUUCACUGUUUUAUCAUGCAUGAAUUUGAUACUUGAUUCUAUAAAUGUAGGAAAAUUUUGUCUUCAAAUUUUGAAUACAAAAUUGCUCCAGAAAAGCGGCGUGAACGUGAACUUUUUAAGUGCCUUUGACAAAAGUAAUCAAACACAUGGUUGCCCUGAGAAGUCAAAUGCACUGCAACAUAAGGAAACCCCAGCAAAUAGAAAAACAAUCCAGAUAGCACACAAAACACAACAGAAGUUGAACAAUAUGCAAUGGAAGUAAACAAAGAAAAUCACACAAAUCACAAAAGAUAUGCUUCUGGGGAGGUGAUAACAUGACGGAACAGCUACACAUGUGACAGUAACCAAAACAUGUCAACUUUUGCACUGAGACGCUAAAAAGAAGCAGAGGUGUUGUAUAACAUGGAGAAGAAGAUGCAAAGUACAGUAUUACUGAUUCUGUAAUACUGUGCAUACAUGUUUGCUAUCAGCUGUUUACCAUCAGGUUAUCACUUCCAUCCGUCACGUUAUUGUCUCCCCAAAAGGAUUUUUGAGGUUUUGCUGCGUUUUGUUUUUUUCCUAUUUCCAUUGUGAAAGAACUAUUUGAUUCAAAUUUAGCUUGAUAAGAUGUUAGAGCAGAAUCUAUCAUCGUAACACUCUGGUGAUGUUAAACUUGUUAAAAAGCACAGGUCUCUCUCUUUUAUAGUAACAUUUGCAAUAAAAAAAAGAAGCUUCCACUCGGACUCUUACCCGAACUUUGUCUCCUCCACACCACAACUAGUGAUUAAUUGGUUAAUUAGUUGAUUAACAAAGCUUCCUUCGACCACUCUAACCUGAACCUGAGUAUAAGGACCGAGGCCAGGAGCCCAGAUGCCUGCUUCCUGUUUCUAAGCUGUGUGUGCCUUGCUUAAAGGCACAUUUAAAAAAAGUUUUUCUCCCAGCAGGAUGCUGCCAUUGACAAACAUUUCUUUAGUCUUAAUUUCUUUCUUCUUCUUUUUUUUGCCAAGCUGAUUUAUUUAUGUUAUUUUUGUGUACGGUACUCUGCUAAAAUAAAUGCACUGUUCCCAGAAUGCACUGUUCCCCCUCCGAGCCAGGUAAAAAUAAUGAAGGUGGAGCUGGUCCUCAAUGCAGUCCGAUCAGUAGUUCCCUUUGAUUUGUCGUCUUGCAGUUGGUUGGCAAACACUAUGACUAGUGACCGUUAUAAUGAAUAGAUGCUUUACUUACAUUAGCACCUGUUAGCUAAUGCAAGUAAGAUUCAGUCAUUUACAGACAUCUGUGCAGUAGCAGAGACAUUUUCCAGUAUAGCAGCUUGAACCAGCAAACAUCUGGAGUCUUCCCUUCAUAAGUGACCUUAACUGUCCCUGGAUACUACAAUUUUCUGUGGUAUGUUUGAGGAAUUAGAUUUUAUUGUUUUUCUGUAGUCGACUACUUCUGUCUGAAAUGAUAAUCCAAUGAUGUGAUGAGAGCUCCUCAUACUUCACUGCUGAUUGCAUUUGUUUAAUUCUUUAGGAUGUUCACAUAUAGUUUAGUAUUUUAACUUGAUCCAGCUGCAGAUUUGCCUCUAAUUAACCGACUCAUCAAAGCCAAACGGACCAGCUUACCCUCUGCAUUUGUCAGCCGCCUGGCUCGUUUCACUUCCUGUGGCCUUGCCUCGUGCACAAAAAUGUUUGUUUGUCGGAGCGUUUGUAUAUUUCUUGACGUUUUUGUGCGUGUGUUUGGGCAUGCGGUUUUGUCUCUGUUCCACAGAAAAGAGAAGUUUAUUUCUGUUUCAGUGACAUAACCCAGUUUGUGUUAAUCCUGUGGCUGAGCUGAGUUUGUGUGAGUGACGGACAGAAGCUCAAACUGCAAGGCAACAUUUGUCAUCUGUGAUAUUUAAGGACAUUUCCCCUGCACAUCGAUAAAGGAGAUGAAGCUGAACUCCCUGACACGUCUCGCUGUGAUAUGUUCCUGUGUUUGUGUUUGGAGACUGGUUUCCACCUGUGGAUGUUCUUUUUUGUGGAGUCAAAGCAGGGCUGGCCUCGUGAUGUUUGACGAGCCUAAUUAUAAACUUAAAGAUGUAUAUUUGGUACAGCAUCUUUAAAAUGCAUCAUAUAGUUUUGUUUGGCUUUGUUUUUUAUAUAAUCUUUAUCGUGAUUUUGCUUUGUUGUGAUCAUGAUCUUUUGUUGAUAUUAUUUCGGUACAUUAAUAUAUUUUUGAAAUCCUAAAUUGAUCUGUCAAAAAUAUAUAGUCUGUGUUAUUUUCUGUGGUAUGAUAUGGCUGAAUUACAGAAUUUCUUUAUUAUUUGUAAUGUCAUUAGGAGAUGGAUGGACAGAGUCACCAAAGUCUAUAUACUGUAAUAACACAAUAAGCUUGUCAAAUUGAUCCUAAUUUAUUAUUAUGAUAACUUUAGUUCUUGCAAUACAAUAUUUAAAACUGUUUUUCCUUAAUCUGUUCAAUGAUUGGUUUAGAGCAGCCAGCUCUGCUUUGUCAACUCACAAGAUGGAGAUUUGAUUUCUUUCUUUCUUUUUUAAAUACUGGAUCUCAGAGGAAAAAACGUCUUUCUUGACCAAAUAUGCAGUAUUUAAACUGUGUAGCUAAACUGCCCUACACGUCAGUGCCUUCCUCUGUCCUCAGCUCUGUGCCGUCAUGUUGCCUCUUGCACUUUGUAGAUGUAUAUAAAUAUGGGAUGAUGAGAAGUUUCCUGUUUAUAAAAAAACAAGAACAGUUUUUAAUAUUGCCCCUACUUUUGCUUUUUAGUUGCUGUCUUGAGGAAAAUUCGCAAGUCUUUGUCUUUAAGUCUACAUGUUUGAUUGAGUUUGCUUUGCAGAAAUGAAUUUGCCUUUUUCUCCCUGAUAAUUUGCGGCUUUCAUUCCAUAUCACAGUCAGAGAGUAGAGAGACGAGGUGAACUCUUGUCAGAGUUUCAGUUUGUAAUCAAACCCUUCAUGAUUCCUUCUUUAUUUGUGAAGUCUCGCUCACUUUCACAGUAUUUUCUUCAUGUUUCUGCAGGGCUUUGUUGUUGGUUUUCAUCUGUGAUUGAAAAUGUGGCUUAUUUCUGUCUGUGUGAAAUAACUGAGAAUAAUAAAU
Molecule: messenger RNA, 6446 nt
Organism: Pelmatolapia mariae (spotted tilapia)
Lineage: Eukaryota; Metazoa; Chordata; Actinopteri; Cichliformes; Cichlidae
Gene: sgpp1b
Product: sphingosine-1-phosphate phosphatase 1b
Exons: 3
Coding region: 371-1861 (496 amino acids)
Biological process (GO): sphingosine metabolic process
Cellular component (GO): endoplasmic reticulum membrane
Molecular function (GO): sphingosine-1-phosphate phosphatase activity
Source: RefSeq, a predicted model, not a curated record